Molecule: messenger RNA, 4499 nt
Organism: Impatiens glandulifera
Lineage: Eukaryota; Viridiplantae; Streptophyta; Magnoliopsida; Ericales; Balsaminaceae
Product: putative multidrug resistance protein
Exons: 5
Coding region: 575-4357 (1260 amino acids)
Biological process (GO): transmembrane transport
Cellular component (GO): membrane
Molecular function (GO): ATP binding; ABC-type transporter activity; ATP hydrolysis activity
Source: RefSeq, a predicted model, not a curated record
AGCGUUCAUAGUGUUUUACAUUCUCAUAGACAAACACCAAUGGCGUCAAAAGGUAUGGUUCACAUGUAGAUUACUUUAUUUUUAAAUUUAUAUAUUGUUAGAGAUAAAAUGGGACAAAUUGUGUCAAUUAUGCCUAAUAUUGACACGUAUAAUAUAAUAUCUUAAUUAGUUAAAACAGAUUUUGUUGCGAGUUGUGUUUGAUAGUGAAUGAUUGUUUCUUCAUAUCCUGUAGUAUUGAUGAUUUAAUUACUUGUCUGUAUGUGACAAGACACUAAGGAAAAACAUACAAUAAUGAAAUUAACUAAUUGAAUACAAAGACAAACAUUAAAAGACUUUGUCAAGUACAGCCGGCCGGCUUGCUCCAAAUUAACAGGACAAUCACAAAUGGCUCCAUCCAUUAGCUUGUAGCCUUGUACUACUAAACAUAUAUUAUAAAUUUCAUGGGGACAAAUAUAGCUUAUACUAUCCCAAUAUUGCUAUACUCUCAACUAAAUAUAGCUUAAGCUAAGCUUGCCAUGAGGGCAUAUUAAAUUUCAUAGAGUUACUUGAUCUUCUCUACUGGAAUCGAUUAAUAAUGGGUAGCAGUCGCAAUAGCAUGUUCCGUUUUGCAGAUGGGAUUGACAAGCUGCUAUUGUUGUUUGGCAUUUUGGGUAGCAUUGGAGAUGGUUUGAUGUCUCCAAUGGCUAUGUACAUUCUCAGUGGCAUUAUUGACACCAUUGGAGCUUCUCUAUCUUCUGCUGUCAUUAACCAGUAUGCUCUCAAGUUAUUCAUUCUUGCCAUUGGAGUUGGCCUAUCUGCUUUUAUUGAGGGUGUUUGUUGGGCAACAACAGCAGAGAGGCAGACUUCUAGGAUGAGAUUACACUACUUGAAAUCAGUCCUUAGACAGGAUGUUGGUUUCUUCGAUCAUCAUACCACCACCCAACAACAACAACAACCUACUUCUACCUUCCAAGUUGUCUCUACAAUCUCCUCCGAUGCCCAUCUAAUCCAAGACGUAAUAGCUGACAAGAUACCCAACUGCCUCACAAAUAUGUCAUCAUUUGUUUUCAGCAUUGUGGUUGGAUUCAUUCUCUCUUGGAGGUUGACACUAACCGUCCUUCCCUUCACCCUCAUGUUUAUAGUUCCAGGACUGGUCUUUGGUAAACUGAUGAUGCUAAUGGGCUUGAAAGCGAACGGUGCUUACGAAGUUGCGGGUGGGAUUGCAGAACAAGCUAUCUCAUCCAUUCGGGUUGUAUACUCCUUUGUCGGGGAGCCUCAAACACUUUACAAGUUCAGUCAGGCUUUAUCGGAAACCAUGGGACUCAGGAUCAAACAAGGCCUGGCUAAAGGAUUUCUUAUGGGUAGCAUGGGAAUGAUUUUUGCUACUUGGGCUUUUCAAGCUUGGGUUGGAAGCAUCCUGGUUAUUCACAAAGGUGAAAGUGGCGGUCGCGUAUUUAUAGCUGGAGUUUGCGUCAUAUUGGGUGGAUUAGCCAUCAUGUCUGCACUGCCUAAUCUAUCCUACUUCUCGGAGGCAAAAGCGACAGCUACAAGAAUGUGCGAAAUGAUUGAUAGGAUUCCAUCAAUAGAUAGUGAAGAGAAGAACGGGAAAAUUCUAUCACAAGUAAGAGGAGAAAUCUUAUUUAGAAAUGUUACCUUUAGUUAUCCUUCAAGACCAGACAAUCCAGUCCUCCGAGGUUUGGAUCUGAAGAUCAAAGCAGGGAAAACAACAGGCCUUGUUGGGGGAAGUGGUUCUGGUAAAUCAACUGUCAUCUCUUUGCUCCAAAGAUUUUAUGACCCCACCACCACCAAUGGAGGAGGAGGAGGAGGAGACAUUAUGCUUGAUGGUCACAAAAUUCAUAAACUUAAACUUAAAUGGUUGAGAUCACAGAUGGGCCUCGUUAAUCAAGAACCCGUUCUCUUCGCCACCUCCAUUAAGGAAAACAUUUUAUUCGGCAAGGAAUUAGGAAGAGAAGCAGCAGCCACCAUGGAUGGAGUUGUAAGCGCGGCCAAGGCUGCAAAUGCCCAUGAUUUUAUAAUCAAUCUACCUCAAGGAUAUGAAACUCAUGUGGGGCAGUUUGGAUUUCAGUUGUCUGGAGGUCAAAAGCAAAGAAUUGCCAUAGCCAGAGCUCUAAUAAGGGACCCGAAAAUCCUUUUGCUCGAUGAAGCUACAAGCGCUCUUGAUUCCCAGUCUGAAAGAACCGUUCAAGAGGCCCUUGAUCGUGCUUCCUUGGGAAGAACCACUAUCAUAGUAGCUCAUCGACUCGUGACAAUACGAAACGCUCACAUCAUAAUAGUUCUUCAAUCAGGAAGAGUGGUUGAAUCUGGAAAUCACGACGAACUUAUUUCAAGGAACAAUGGUGCUUAUCUUGGAAUGUUGCAGUUGCAACAACAAUCAUCGACACAGUCACAAUCACAGGAUAUAUCAACAACAGACGUUCCACAUAGGCAUGGGCGUCGGCGUAGUCGAUUGCCGUCUCCAACUGCCCCAAGCCCUAAUAAUUGGCAAAGCAGCUCGUCUUUCUUCACUCCAAUGCAUUCCAUUAGCGCCCCAAACUCAUAUCCUUUUUAUUACGAUGAUGACGAAACCGAUGACGAAGAAGAAUCACUUGAACGUUCUGAUUAUCUCCGUCGGUUGCUUAAAAUGAGUGCUCCCGAAUGGAAGAGAGCAUUGCUCGGUUGUUUUGGCGCUCUUUGUAAUGGGGCGGUUCAACCCAUUUAUGCUUACCAUUUAGGAUCACUCGUUUCGGUUUACUUCUCAAACAAUCAUGUCAAGAUCAUGUCCGAGACGAUUACCGAUAUUGUCAUCUUCUUAGGCCUUGCCAUCGUUUCGUUUAUCUCAAAUCUCGUUCAGCACUACAACUUUUCUAUAAUGGGAGAGAGGCUAACCAAUAGAGUGCGCGAGAAAAUGCUUCAAAAAAUGCUUACUUUCGAGGUCAGCUGGUUCGAUCGAGACGAGAACACGAGCGCAUCGAUCUGCGCUCGUCUGGCCACGGAAGCCAGCCUGGUUAGAUCCCUCGUUGCGGAUCGAAUGUCGUUAUUGGUCCAGAUUACAUGCACUUCUUGUUUGGCAUUCGCCGCGUCACUUGUCAUCACUUGGAGAGUUUCGAUCGUGAUCAUCGCCAUACAACCUCUAGUCAUCGGCAGCUUCUAUAUGAGGAACGAGUUGAUGAAGAGCAUGUCCAAGAAAGCGCGACAAGCACAAAAAGAAGGUAGCCAACUCGCGAGUGAAGCUGUGGUUAAUCAUAGGACCAUAACCGCCUUUUCCUCUCAAAAGAGAAUACUUUCCAUGUUCAAGGAUACGCUCGAGGGACCCCGAAAGGAAACCGUGAAGCUUUCUUGGCUUGCGGGUUGUGGCCUUUUCUGCUCUCAGUUCAUGUCACCGGCCUCUAUUGCUUUGACAUUUUGGUAUGGAACCCGGUUAAUGAAUCGCAACUUAGUAGCUCAGAAGGAACUGUUUGAGGUCUUCUUCAUCUUGAUGAGUACUGGCAAGAUCAUUGCCGAUACAGGAAGCAUGACUUCCGACUUAUCCAAAGGCUCAAGCGCAAUCAGGUCGGUUUUCUCCAUCUUAGAUCGAAAAACUGAGAUUGAACCUGAAGAUGAAGAGGAGGAGGACCAAGUUGAGUUAGGAUUGUUGAAAGGACGAAUAGAACUGAAAAAUGUAUUCUUUUCUUACCCAACUCGGCCGAAUCAGAUGAUAUUUCAAGGUCUAAGUCUGAAGAUCCAAGCUGGCGAGACCGUGGCAUUGGUGGGACAGAGUGGUUCGGGGAAAUCCACUGUGAUAGGACUAAUAGAGCGGUUCUACGACCCAUUGAAGGGAUCAGUUUUAAUAGAUGGUCAAGACAUAAAGCGGUAUAACCUGAGAAGCAUGAGAUCACAAAUUGCACUGGUUAGCCAAGAACCGACCCUAUUUGGAGGGAGCAUUCGCGAGAACAUAAUGUUUGGAAAGGAAGAAGCAACGGAGAGUGAAAUUAAGGAGGCGGCAAGACUAGCUAAUGCUGACGAAUUCAUAAGUAGUUUGAAAGACGGUUACAACAGUUAUUGUGGAGAAAGAGGGACGCAACUUUCGGGAGGGCAAAAACAAAGGAUAGCAUUGGCUCGAGCAAUUCUAAAGAAUCCCGCAAUCUUGCUAUUGGACGAGGCAACAAGUGCUUUGGAUAGCGUCUCGGAGAGCCUGGUCCAAAAGGCAUUGGAGAAGAUGAUGGAAGGACGAACAUGUGUGGUGGUGGCGCACAGAUUAUCGACCAUACAAAGGGCAGACUCUAUAGUUGUGAUCAAGAAUGGAAAGGUUGCAGAGAUGGGUUCUCACGAUCGGCUUCUUUCUUUGGGAAGCCAGGGAUCGUAUUACUCCCUAGUUAACUCACAGACUCAUCGUCAAUAACUGAUACUUAGCCUGAGCUGAAUCAAUUUGUCAAUCAAAUGGAUAAAAGCUUAUAAAUGAUAUAAAUAUCAAUUUGGUAUGCUAAAAUAAUAAUUUGAUUUUGAGUAUUUUAAAAUAUGAAAAUAGUUUUGAGCCAAAGAAA